CUGGCCCCACUUGGGUGGAUGGUAUUCGGUGCGAUAAGCAGCACGGUUCCCUGUGGGAUUGCCCAUCAGAUCCAUGGAAUCAGCAGUCAUGUAACAGAGGACAAGAAACCCACAUCUCUUGUGAAGGUAGGAGAGGGAAACCAUCUCAGAAUCCAUUUGCUGAAUGCCUGAACUCUACGAGCUGCACAGGCCAGGAGAAGUUACGUGUCAUGGGAGGAAACAGAUGCUCGGGCAGAGUGGAGGUUUGGUACCGUGGUUCCUGGGGAACAGUUUGUGAUGACUUCUGGGGCAUGGCAGAUGCUAACGUUGUGUGUAAACAACUGGGCUGUGGACCUGCUGUAUCUGCCCCAGGCGAGGCUGCAUUUGGCAAGGGGACUGGUCCCAUCUGGGUGGAGAAGGUGAACUGCAGAGGAACAGAGUCAUCUCUCUGGGACUGUCCUGCCAUGCCAUGGGGUGAGAGUAACUGUGAUCAUAAGGAAGAUGCUGCUGUGAAUUGCUUGGGUGUGACAGAAACAACAGCUUCACCAGCUACAACAGCUCCCCCACGCCACCCUCUGACUGACAGUGGGACAGUCACAGUGCCUGUUGUCAUCUGCAUUAUCCUGGGAGUCCUUCUCUGUCUGCUGUUAAUCCUUCUGGUUGUGCAGGUGCAGAGGGCCAAGGCACAGCACAGAGGUGUCACAAGACCCUCAGAUCCCGUGUAUGAGGAGAUUGAUUAUAACCUGAUGGGAGAGAAGCAGAUAUUGGGUCACUCAGGGGAUUCAGUCUCCCACACCCCCACCUGGGUUUCUGCUUUAGGUUCCAUCCAGCAAUUUACAGACACAUCAAGUCCUUAA
This is a messenger RNA of Chelonoidis abingdonii (Abingdon island giant tortoise), 836 nucleotides long. The record is from RefSeq and is a predicted model, not a curated record. Lineage: Eukaryota; Metazoa; Chordata; Testudines; Testudinidae.